Plasmodium cynomolgi strain B is the source of this 714-nucleotide messenger RNA. RefSeq lists its product as hypothetical. Bases 1 to 714 code for a protein of 237 amino acids. The transcript has 2 exons. The record is from RefSeq and is a predicted model, not a curated record. Lineage: Eukaryota; Apicomplexa; Aconoidasida; Haemosporida; Plasmodiidae.
AUGUCAAUCAGGAUAAACAAAGAUGAGAGUAAGCGGGUGCACGUGUGGAUAAGGAGUGCCAUCGGCACGCCCAACAGGAGGCAAUACAAACAUAAAAAUAUUAUGUACCCAUAUUUUCGCAUUUAUAAGUAUUCUGCGAAAUGUAGCAGAGCGAAGCAGGCGGAUGAAGAGGGCACAUCGGAUAAUACAGCGGAGGAUACAGCGAAGGACACAGCGGAGGACACCGCGGAGGAGAAGAAGUACACGGACCGUGGGGAGCACCCUGUCGAGGGGUCCACUCCGAUGGGCGGUCACGCAAACAAAAAGGUGAUAAGGAUAAACAACUUCCACUACAUUGUACAUAGCCAAGUGAAAAACAACCUUUAUUUUUACCUCAAGUGUAUCCGCUACAGCAUGAGACCCUUUAGAGGAAAAAUAAUUGGAGAUCUCUACAUGAACGAAAGAAAGAUACGAAGCAACAUCUCCACAAAUGGGAUCAUAAAUGGAGAGUGGAAAUAUGCCUUUCCGCAUCUUAAGAUAAGUGAUAAGUUUUCCGACGCCGCGUUAGAUGAUCCGAUCGCGGGGGAAGAGUCCGAGGGGGGGGAAGAGUCCGAGGGGGGGGGAGAGUCCGUGGGGGGGGAAGAGUCCCAGGGGGAGGAAGUACUUUCCCAGUUGGUUAUAGCGGAUAAGUAUACCUACCGGCCUCCCCUGCCUCGGUGUUUUAGCGAGCCGUGA